Molecule: messenger RNA, 543 nt
Organism: Dentiscutata erythropus
Lineage: Eukaryota; Fungi; Glomeromycota; Glomeromycetes; Diversisporales; Gigasporaceae
Source: the annotation of a GenBank genome assembly
AUGUACUUUGGUCCAGGCCAAGAAGUUGCAAAAAACUAUGAACUCUGGCAUGGUAAAAUUUGGAAAGAGUCACUAAGAUUUGGAUUAAAAUAUUAUUCUGGAGACUUCGUAGUUUAUAAAGAAUCUACAAAAAGAAUUGGCCGUAUUUUGUCAAUAGUUCAAAAAGAUGGUAGUAUUAAGAUCAAUAUCCAACGCGCUCUGACAUUUGAAGAGCUGCCGAUAAAUCUGCAAAGUAAUAGUCGUAGAGAAAGAUCAUUGAACAGUAAGAAACCCAAUAACAAUAAGAAUGAUGCAAAUGAAGAUGAAUAUACUAAGAUUUCAUUAAAAAAGCAAAUUUCACAAAAAAAUAUUGAGGAGUCUAUACUUUCAGAUUUAAAAGUGCAAUUAGAAUUAUUCUAUGAAGAUUUAGGAUAUUCAUCUGCAGCCUGGAAUAAUUCGUUAUUAUUCUUCAAGUAUGCAAAUUUCCUGGUUGAAGAAAAUGGUACCUCUAUUCAAUGCUGUUUUCAUAUUAAAGACGUUGUUUCAAUCAAUUCUGAUGAAUAA